UGAAACCGGAAUGGUUUUUGAAAAAUGGCAUCAUCAUCAUCCAGCAGUGCCACCAAGUCGACUCUCUGCAAGAUAGGACUCUGCUCCAAGCACAAACCACUCAAGGUCAUGGUUCUCGGCCAAUCAGGAGUCGGCAAAACUGCUCUUGUGGUCAGAUUCAUUACUCGAAGAUUCAUUGGAGAAUAUGAUCCGACACUGGAGAAAUGCUACACAUUCCAUACGUUAAUUGAUAGUGAAAUGGUCUACUUUGAGAUACUUGAUACUGCCGGACAACUGAAUGAAAGCGAAUGUCUGACACUAGAAGCGAACAUUAGAUGGGCAGAGGCGUUUGUUCUGAUGUAUUCCGUCACAGACAAAUGCUCUUUUGACGAGUGUAAUCGGCUCAAAUUCCUCAUCAACUACAAUAAAAGGAAACGAAGACUUAAUAGCUCAAAGGAUACCUUAGCAGACGUCCCCGUAGUGUUGGUGGGUAACAAAUUGGACCAAUGGGGAGACAGAAUGGUGUCCUCGGAGGAUGGGCAGCGCAGGAGCAAAGAGAUUGGUUGCAUUUGCUUUCAUGAGAUCUCAGUCAGAGAAAGUAUUGAUCAGGUGUGGUCCGUGUUCAGAGACGUGUGGCAAUUCUGGAAGGUGCACCAGAAAUAUCCAAAACUGAAGCGAUCUUCAAGUGACAUCCACAGCCCUGAGACACCUCCCCCCUGUUCAAAUCCACCACCACUCGACAACCGAAAUCCCUUCUCAAACUUUCUAGGGAGAAGAUGGACCGAGGUGGAGCUGGAUGAGACAGGCCACAGAGGCGGCCACGACAGACCGCCGGCCAGUCGCCAGCAAAGUUUUGAGCUGCCGCCAUUCCGGGGUCGAGCCUCCACAGACGGCCACAUCUUCUCCAAGCCGAAGCACAAGCGCGGUUACCCGCCCCAGCCCACUGAUGCAUUCCAGCCAACCUCUGCCUCGCAGGCCGAACGGAGAAUGAGCAUUAGCAUGCGUGGAAACAAUGCUAGUUGCUAGUUAUUCGAUAGUUUUUCAUUGGUUUCCAAAGUCAGAGAAAUAUUACUUUUUACACGGCUCUCUCUCGAAGGCCGUGAAGUAACAACUGGGCCAUCCUCACCUUUAUCUCUUACAGCGCUCCUAUCACCUUAUGUAACAUUAACCCCUGAUAAUCCUAAACAUGAAUCUAUCACUGAAGAAAAUGAUUAUCUCAGGCAAAUAGUAGCUGAAUUGGAUUACCAUGAAAAAACUAUAAGGGAUAGAACAAUAAUUAGUAGUGAUGGAGUUCCACCUUUGAAUGAAUUCAGAGAGUGUGAAAAUCAGACUGAGUCUAUCAAUUGAACACCAAUAACCCCAUUUUUGAUAGAAUCAUGCAAAUUUAAAUAUAAAAUUUACAGUCCUAUUUUAU
Molecule: messenger RNA, 1393 nt
Organism: Nilaparvata lugens (brown planthopper)
Lineage: Eukaryota; Metazoa; Arthropoda; Insecta; Hemiptera; Delphacidae
Product: ras-related and estrogen-regulated growth inhibitor-like
Exons: 6
Coding region: 25-1005 (326 amino acids)
Molecular function (GO): GTP binding; GTPase activity
Source: RefSeq, a predicted model, not a curated record